Molecule: messenger RNA, 1035 nt
Organism: Medicago truncatula (barrel medic)
Lineage: Eukaryota; Viridiplantae; Streptophyta; Magnoliopsida; Fabales; Fabaceae
Product: thioredoxin-like 3-2, chloroplastic
Exons: 5
Coding region: 147-719 (190 amino acids)
Cellular component (GO): chloroplast stroma
Source: RefSeq, a predicted model, not a curated record
AAGUUUGACUGUGCUGAGCGAAGAGGCUUUGCUGCUGCGCAGUUGACACAAGACAAGACGGGCGCCCCUCUUAAACAGAGAAGGCAGUGUGAUUCCGACAUUUGGCUUCUCUCCUCUUACAACCAGCGUUAGGAAGCAAGAAAACAAUGGCGCAACAUGUUGGAUUUGGGUCCCACCUUCACCUUCAUCAAACACCCUUGUUCACAAAAACUACAACUUCAAUAACUGAGUCAAGUUCAACUACUCUCUCUCUUCCUCCUUGCUUCCCUUUCACCUUCCCUUCGUCCUCGAUUUCAAUCUCGCGUUCGUCGUUGAUUCCAUUGAAACAUGAGGAAGGAGAAGAACUGCUGCAGGAUGAUGAUUCUGUUGUUGUUUCGUCUCUUCAACCAAUCUGCAGUGAAGACCAUUUCAAUCGUGUCCUUGCUCAGUCUCAACACGCUCUCCUCGUUGUUUGGAUGGCUAAUUGGUGCAGAAAAUGUAUAUAUCUAAAACCCAAAUUGGAAAAGUUGGCAGUAGACUAUUAUCCAAGCUUGCAAUUCUACAGUGUGGAUGUUAAUGCAGUUUCACACAAACUUGUUGCUCGUGCUGGUGUAACUAAAAUGCCAACUAUACAACUAUGGAAAGACAGCAAGAAACAAGCUGAAGUCAUUGGUGGGAAUAAAGCAUAUUUGGUAAUAAAUGAGGUUCAGGAGAUGAUUGAGAAUGAGUGCACUAUGUGAAUUUUUAGUGCAGCAGACAUUUUAUGCGAUUUUAUACUGCUUUCUGCAGAAAAUGCAGCAAAAAAGAGCUGUGAUUUAUGCUGCUUUUCCCCCAUCGUGAUGUUUAGAUUGUAAGGUGGCAAAUGUAUAUAAUCGGAUUGGAUUGGAAGACAAAAACGCGUAAUGGAUAUAUAAAAAAGAACAAUAUAGUUUUUUUUUUUUUUGAGGAAAAAGAACAAUAUAGUUGUUUGAUUUAGAUAUGGAGAAAAAUAUUCUCCUGAAAGAGUGUCUCCUUCAAGAAAAGGCUUCCUUUAACACAAACUAGUUAUUUUGGUGA